AUGCACCUCGUACUCGGUCUUAGCUCUUGCCUUCGCUGCUCGCGGAAGGAGAAGCGACCAGCACAACAAGAAGAAGACGAGGCGGCAGGCCUGCUUGAUCAGCCAGAGGGAAUUCGCAGCGAGGGAAGCGAGAGCCUGAGAAGAAUCACAGGAACACAAGAACAUCCGCCUCGCCCAAAACCCGGACUGCCUUUCCCAGCUCGAACUAACUGUGGCUAUCCUGGCUUUGGUCAUGGUGGUGCAUAUUUACGUUCAUGA
Molecule: messenger RNA, 258 nt
Organism: Ectocarpus sp. CCAP 1310/34
Lineage: Eukaryota; Phaeophyceae; Ectocarpales; Ectocarpaceae
Source: the annotation of a GenBank genome assembly